Anopheles funestus (African malaria mosquito) is the source of this 2195-nucleotide messenger RNA. RefSeq lists its product as uncharacterized. The transcript has a single exon. Lineage: Eukaryota; Metazoa; Arthropoda; Insecta; Diptera; Culicidae. The record is from RefSeq and is a predicted model, not a curated record. Gene Ontology annotation, cellular component: nucleus. Gene Ontology annotation, molecular function: zinc ion binding. The coding region runs from base 149 to 2041 and encodes 630 amino acids.
UUUUAGCAUUUGGUAAAUUCACGUAAACAAAUUGUGUAAACAAACUGCGGCUUCUUCAAAUGGUAUUUGAAAUCGUCCGGAAUGCGAUCGCGAUUCGAUAGUUACAAAUUGUUCUUUCACUUUCAUUGAUGCCGGCAAACGUACCGGUAUGGAGUUAAAAUUUGAUCAUCGACGUACAAUGCGAGGCAUUCGCAAAUGUUCCCAUUGCGGAUCGCUCAACGGAAAUCGUGCUGUUCGAUGCAAAAAUCAGCUUUGUCAACAAAAAGUAAAGGACAUUCCAAAUCCUGUGCAAUGCAGCUCUUCGUCUACAUUGAUUGUGGUACAACUGCAUCAAACGGGUUAUACGAAUGGUCGGCUGUACAGUGUUCGUGAUGGCCAUCGUGAAGGUUCGCGGAACAUCGUCCGUACGAGUAUCUGUGCUGAUGGCACAAUUGCAGCCCUUACUGUCAUCCAAGGCAGAGAUAUUACUGAUGAAGGAAAUCUAUUGAGAGUCAUUUCGUCGUGUAAAUCCAUUGCAGAAGCGGUACCAUUGCUGAAGGAAACGACAAAUUCGCUCGCCGUUUCGGAAGAGGAAAAGCUUUCGCUGUGGGAAAAAUGUUGCCAUCCGGGAGGCCCAUUAGUACAGCGUGUAUCGAGUGAUUUGUUCGUCGUUGGUCAUUGGCCAUCACCGUACGGACUGUCUCAUGUAGUUGCACUAAAAAAGAAUCAAAAAUUUUCCCAUUUUCAAUGCGACUGUCAGACGAAUAAAUCAUCUCCAAUCGAAUGCUGGCAUAUGCGCGCGGUAGCUGCUGGUUUACUGAGUGCCCCAGAAACAUACGGAGAACGAUGGACUGCUCUGCUGGAAAAAUUUGUAGACAAAAAAUCACCCAUAUCACCAUCAACUGCACUGCUGGAUGGUGUUCAUGGUGAGAAUUCGGUGCUUUCGUACGAAUAUCUUCUCGCGACAGAUGAUGCCGAGUACAUAUCGAUGCCCAGCGAACAUAUUGAAAUGCAAUCAAUGUUGAAUUCACAAUACAUGGAACUUUUUAACGAUGAAGAAAACAGCAACACGGUCACCGAUGAAACGACACGCAAUUUGCUGCCCACUACCUGCAUUCCGGACAUAUUUGCCGGUGGUGAAGAAAGUCUCCAUUUGAUGGACUGUCAGAUCGAACUGAUGGACGAACUCGAUCCAACGGAUCGCAUCGAUUUCUGCCCUUCGUUCAUUGAGUGUGAAGAUAGCUUGCCAGUGUCGGAAACGGGCGAGAAUUCGCAGGAAGAAAAGAUGGUUCGAAUUACAACCAAAAAGGGUGCACUCAAGCGCUCUGGAAGAAUGGCUCGUGAGAAGCUUACACGCGGCAGUUAUAGCGUUCGCAAACUGAUGAAAGUGCUUGAAUCGAAUGGAAUAAUUUUUAAUAGGCUGCAGCAGGUGAGCGGUUUGAAGAAUGUUUCACCGAUGCCAGCUUACGAAGCAACCCAAUGCAAUUUGUCCUUCACAUGCUGGCUUGAGUCCGUAAUAGAGCAGCUAAACUCCGUCAUCGACUAUAACACGGAUGGUAAGCCGGCUGUGCAAACGUUUCGCAUACAGGAAGAUUUUUUCCACUGUUUGCGAGCACGUUUUUCCAUUGGCCAUCGUUUACGGCAACCGGAACCGGCACAUGAUACCACGGAGCAGGAAUGUGACCGAUCGCAGAUGUAUAAAUUUACACACCACAAAAGUCUUCUGCAUGUAUUUCGAACGGAUAAAAUUGAGCUUUGCUUCGAAAAGAAAUUCACCCAGGGACCGGAUGAUCGUUACGUACCGUUGGAACUGUCGGAGGACAGCGAACCACUUUCGGAGCCGGAAAAUAGACCCAUUCGACCACAUUGUUACAGCACGUACAUUAAGCUGGGACGCUACAGACAUGAACCGGACCCGGAACGGGUGUAUUACUUUUCGCUCGAAUGGAUUGGCGGUGUGCUUCCGCGCAGUGGCUUUGGUGAUCUUCGGAUAUCGUUCCAAUAUGGGCAUCGGAUGAACAACCAGUACAUGACACCACCGGCUAUGCUGCACACGGCGUAACAUUCAAAGAGAGAUUGGAAGGAAAUAUAUUCAUCCCGAUGAUGCUAUUCUUACUAACCAACACGCGCGGCAUCACUUAAGUGCGAGGACUGUUUGUAGGAUAACAAAUAAAUAUGCUAGAUGAAUAUUUGUUCGUGUACUAAAGACGCAAAAA